Molecule: messenger RNA, 1248 nt
Organism: Carassius auratus (goldfish)
Lineage: Eukaryota; Metazoa; Chordata; Actinopteri; Cypriniformes; Cyprinidae
Product: deoxyribonuclease gamma-like
Exons: 9
Coding region: 143-985 (280 amino acids)
Biological process (GO): DNA catabolic process
Cellular component (GO): nucleus
Molecular function (GO): DNA binding; deoxyribonuclease I activity
Source: RefSeq, a predicted model, not a curated record
GUUGGGGCUGGGCCAAAUCACUCGACUGGUUCCUGCGUCAAGCCAAUCAUGUCACAGGUGUCCAAUAUAAGCAAUGCUGCAGUUUUUAUGAAUCUCCACAGUCCUUUUCUUUAGUCCAUCUACAGACCGAUACUUGGGCAUCAUGAAGGUCGCCGCUUUCAACAUCCAGAAAUUUGGGAAAUCUAAACUCUCAGAUCCGUUUGUGCUGAAAACCCUGAUCAAGAUUGUGUCUCGCUAUGACAUCAUUGUUAUUCUAGAAGUGGUGGAUUCUAGCGGAGAUUCAGUGGAUAAUUUUCUUGAAGAGCUGAAUAAGUUCAACAAGACGCAUCAUUACACAUUGGAGAUCAGCACACGCCUGGGAAGAGGAAACUACAAGGAACAGUUUAUGUUCCUUUACAGGGAUGACCUGGUGGAUUUGGUUGGGUCUUACCAAUACCAAGACGAUCAGCCUGGAGAUGAAGAUGCUUUUGCCAGAGAACCAUAUGUUCUCAGAUUCAAAUGUCAUAAAACAGUGUUGGAAGAUUUGGUGCUGAUGCCCGUCCACACCAAGCCUGAAGAUUCAGUGAAGGAACUUGACGAACUGUAUGACGUGUUUCAGAAUGUCAAGACGAAAUGGAAGACUGAUAACAUCAUGAUUUUGGGGGACUUCAAUGCAGACGGCAGUUACGUGUCUGGUAAGGAAAUGAAAACGAUACGCAUUAGAAGUGACGAGGACUUCCACUGGCUGAUCACGGAUGAUGUGGACACCACAGCCAGCAACAAAAACGACAACACUUACGACCGGAUCGUGAUAUACGGAGAGGAUAUGCUGAAUGCUGUCGUUCCAAAUUCGGCAAAACCUUUCAACUUCCAGAAGGCCUACAAACUGAAAGAGGAGGAUGCGCUGAAAGUGAGUGACCACUAUCCAGUAGAAGUGGAACUGAAGAAAAACCGAAAACAGCUUAAACGUCAACGUAAGACACAUGAAGAGCAGCUUAAUGACUGAUACUAUACAUAAAAAAUUAAAUAACAUCAAUUUCUUUGUUGUUGUUGUUGUUUAGGUUGAACAAAGAUGAUAUUGUGAGAUGGAACAUUCUUGGACAAGAAAAGUACGACUCCAGAGAUGAGAUGGAUAAGAUUAACACUUUUGUGAUUUGUGUACAUGGGACUGAAAUCUGCUUGAAAUGUGUCAAUGUUGUAGUUAUUUUUCAUGAGCUUUGACUGUCACAUGAACAUUUCACAAAGACAUUAAACAUCUAAAAAUCAAAA